This is a messenger RNA of Spodoptera litura, 3735 nucleotides long. RefSeq lists its product as uncharacterized. The record is from RefSeq and is a predicted model, not a curated record. NCBI's taxonomy places the organism in Eukaryota, Metazoa, Arthropoda, Insecta, Lepidoptera, Noctuidae.
AAAAAGUCUCUCAAAUUGAUUCUGUGGUGUUAGUGAAGUACUAAAAAAAAUACAAAAUUUUUAUUCAAUCGCUAACUACCCUAAAAAUGCAUUUAAAAUUUACAUUUUCAAAUUUCCCACGCUUUGACGAAAGUAAAGGCCGCCAUAUUUUCUCUAUGGUCGUGAUCUCAGUUUGCUAUGUAAACAUUGAGCUGUUGUUGUUAUUCUUCGUUAAAUUGUUUUUUCUCUCAAAUAUGAGCUAUUAUUCGACUUAUCGUUGGUGUGGUGUUCCGGAAUGCAGGAAUACUAGUGUUAAAACACCGAACAAAUUGUGGAUCCAAGUGCCAACCGACAUAAAUAUGAGAAAAACUUGGUUCGAAGUUGCCGGAAGAGAUCUCAGUCAAUUACACAAUAAAUCCCGUAUAUACUAUUGUGAAGAUCACUUUGAUUUGGAACACGACAUGGAAAAUUACCUGAAGUAUAAAUUAAUGGGUUCAGUAAAAAGGAUUCGAUUGAAACCUGAUUGCGUACCCUCCAGAUUUCAUUCAAGAAAACACAAGUCUGAUCAUACUUCAGACGAUCUUGCAUCAAAAAGGCUAAGAAUUUCUGAAAAUUCUCUCCAGGGUGCCCUACAUAUAGAAGAAGAUAUUGCCGAAACAUCAUCAUUCUGUACUGAAGAUUCGCAGACAUCAAUGGAAAAUAAAUAUGAUAAAGCUGUUCAAGUAGCUCAAAUACAGGAACAUUCUUCAACACAAGUCAUUCUAAUCCAGAAACAUAAAGCUAUUCAAGCUCGUAUAAAGACACAGUGCAAAAGUAAGCAGGUUCAAACUGGUGUGAAAACUAAAGAUAUUGUAACUUCGCCAAUUAAGUUCAUCACAUCAACUGCUACUUCACCCUUAAAACCAAAUCCAAAUAUAAAAAGUGCCACAAAUCCAUCUACAUCAAAUACCGUAUCACGAAAACUACGUUUUAUUGAAGAAAACUGUGAUAGCGAUACAUCUUGUGCACCGUCUUUAGUAGGAUCAACAGUUGAUCAAGAUUAUUCUCCAUCUGAGACAAGUGUUUCUAAGGCAACUUCAGAUGCUAGCUUACAGGCUGAAAGGAAAAAGUUUGAAAAGAUAAAUCUGAAAAGUACUCUUUCCAAAAUAAUCAAUAAGCCAAAACUAUAUAUUGGUCUUUCUAAAAACCUAUAUUUCCUCAUUGAUUUAAUAAAAAAGCACACAAACCUCACUGAGCAGAAUAUUUUAUUAUGUUUAAUGAAAAUCAAAUUAAACAGAACAUUUACACAAUUAGGAGAUGAUUUUGAUUUGUCCGUCACACAAGCCAGCAAUAUAUUUUUCAAUAGCAUGCCUGAGAUUGUAAAAGUUCUUUCACCAUUUAUAAAACAUUUUUCAAAAGCAACAAUAAAAAAAAAUUUGCCUAUAGCAUUCAGACACAGAUAUAACCAGGUAACUUGUAUAAUAGAUUGCUUGGAAAUUGAAAUCCAAAAACCUUCCAAAGCUGUCCAUCAAGCAUUAAGUUGGUCAGAAUAUAAAAAAACUAAUACCAUUAAAUAUUUAAUCUCGUGUACACCUGAUGGAUUGGUUAACUUUGUCUCCAAUGGAUACGCAGGAAGAAUCAGUGAUGUUAACCUAUUGGAGGAUAGUAAUUUUUUGGAAUGCUUGCCAGCUGGUUCAUACAUUUUAGCAGAUCGAGGAUUUAAACAUCUAGAAUCAUAUUUGGCUCAAAAAGGAUUUGUUCUGCUGAGACCACCAAGUGUUCCUGCUGGAACUAAACUAUCCAAAGCAGAAGUGAAACAAACCAAGCAAAUCGCAAGUCUUAGGAUACAUGUAGAGAGGGUAAUUAGAAGGCUAAGAGAGUUCAGCAUAUUAAAAAUGCAUUCAGUAGUAAAUUCAAAUUUAGUUGGUUUAUUGGACUUGUGCAUUAAAACGGCAUGUGCUCUUAUAAAUUUGCAAGAUUCUUUGAUUAAAUAAAUUGUACAUAAAAAUGCUAUAUUGUUUUACUAAUUUACUCGUUAUUUAUGUAUAUAUGUACCCAAUCUUUGAAAAUGUAUGUCCUUAUGGUUAAGCUAGAGAAAAUUAACAUUGAUAAUGUGGAAUGCAACUCUGAAAUGAUUAUAAACAUCUCAGUGUUUUAGAAACCCUCAGAUGUUUUUCUUAUAGUUUAUUAUCGCCUAUAAAAUCUUAACAGUAAUGUUUAUGGUUCAAAAACUUAUCAGGAAUUUUCAGUUGAGGGUUUUGUCAUGAAAGUUUCACUCUUGCAUUUGAAAUAUGAAAUGCCAUAGCUUUCACACACUGCACUUAUUGUAAUGACAAUGAAACUACUUAAUAAAUUAAUAAUAAUUUUAUUGCGUAAUCAUGACAGUUUUGUACAGAACUGGAAAAAUAUUACUUUUCCAAAACGAAACAACGCUGUCUAACAGAGUUAUUACAUAUUGUUCAUCAUAAUUAACCUUAACAAGUGUUACGUUUUUAUUGUUUUCAAAAUCACAACUUGCAACACAAAAGUAACAUUCAGUUACUUGAGCACAAUACAUUUGUAUUUGCACUUGGGCUCGAUAUUUUUCAGUUAUUUCACCUUUUUUAUUAAUAUAAUUUUCACUAGUUUUAUCGGUUGUGGGACACUUGAUUUCAAAAGUGGUCCUUUCAUUUAUACCGUCUGGUGAGGCAGCUAUCAUCGGAAAUUUUUCGGAUAUGUAUAACCCACAAGUUUUUAUUUUAAUUCCUAACAUCUGUUGUACAGUUUUCCGCACUUGGGCUUCUAAUUUUCGGCCCCUAAUUAUAGCAGUUGUUUCUGGAGUCCUUGCUCCAAGAAUUACUGAAACUAAAGCUCCAUCGAUAGUUUUGCAACGGCUAACUUCAUAACACUUAGAAGCUGUGAUUCGUCCAUAUCGCAGUUCGUGCCAUAGGCCACUGUUGUGUUGUGAUUGCGUGUCUCUUUCUGCAGUUUUUAUAUUAUCCUUGUUGAAAUGAUGUGAGAUUUUCUUCAAAAAAGUCUCACAAUUUUCAUCGCAGUGAUUAAUUAUUAAACUGUGCAUUGAUAGAACUGUGCCAAGACCACCAGGAUAUUCAGUUUCAUGUUUCAGAAUUUGGCAUGUGUUAAUUUUUCUUUUUUUGCAUUCUUCCACAAAUUCGAUCAUUAAUUGAGGUUCUUCUUCAAAUUCUUUGGGUUUUCUUUUGGCCAUGUCUCUCGCAGUCAAUAUCUUGAUGGAUGUUCCAACUUUACUGAGAUUGGACUUCCUCCAGUAGCACUCUAUCGACGUGCAGGGAGGCUCUUCGCUUCGUCGGUGCAGCCACAUUAAAAAUGCAACUGCAUGUUUACAGCCACCUUCGGAUGCAGGACAGUCGUGGCAUUUCACACUUGUCACCACUUCCUCCUCUUCAUUCACUACAAGUGUAGCUGCAUAAGCUUUACAUCGCACUCUGUGUUCUGGGCAAACGGUACAUUUAACAAUGCAAGUACUUUGCUCUCUCCUCAGUUGUACAUAACCUAUUGCAUCGUCACCAUAAGACUCUCUUCCAGAUCUGAAAAAGAAAUUAUUUUUUAAAGACUAUAUAACGCAAUGAAACGGAUUAUUGAAAUAAAUGUAUGAGAUUUAUAGAUGAAUGAGAUCAUUACUUACAUCAAUGUCUUAACAUUCCGUAGUUCAGCAGAACAAAAAUCUGGAUUGGCUGCAAAGAAUUUACCGAUCAUCAAGGCGCUCACUCUCGGUAAAUUUGUAUUGUCUGCUUUUACGAAUCCGCCUUCCAUGAUUAU